Mobula hypostoma (lesser devil ray) is the source of this 2521-nucleotide messenger RNA. Its product is annotated as peptidyl-prolyl cis-trans isomerase-like. The record is from RefSeq and is a predicted model, not a curated record. The transcript has a single exon. Gene Ontology annotation, biological process: protein folding; protein peptidyl-prolyl isomerization. Gene Ontology annotation, molecular function: peptidyl-prolyl cis-trans isomerase activity. Bases 377 to 880 code for a protein of 167 amino acids. Gene Ontology annotation, cellular component: intracellular membrane-bounded organelle. Lineage: Eukaryota; Metazoa; Chordata; Chondrichthyes; Myliobatiformes; Myliobatidae.
GGACUAUCAGCCGAGAAGAGGAGUAUGCAUACAAAGCAGGUCCGCCUCUCUCAUUUGGUUGGUGAAAUAUCAGCUAUUUUACACGAUCAGCUAUAUUCCAAAAGAGCUUUCGCGACGAGGGAGAAAAAGACAACUUAUGUCAAAGAUUGAGAGAAAUUACACCAAACCUACUUCAAACGUUGGAGAGAAGUAGGAUAAUUCGGUGUCCUGUAGACAGUCGGUCUAACUUAAUAGAGGGAAGACUAGCAGGAUCUGAAAGGGUCCGGACAGUUGUUGGUAUCGCUUCUCCGCUUUUUGGCUGCAUUGUCGCAAAGUGACAAAGGCAGUGUACAGCUUGACGCUUGCGUUUUUCUCCGACCUCGGAAACUGCAGAACCAUGGCCGGCAAAAACCCCAAGGUUUUUAUGGACAUCUCUAUUCGGGAUAAACCCCAGGGUCGCCUAGUGAUGGAGCUAAGACCAGAUGUUGUCCCAAAGACUGCAGAAAACUUCCGUGCAUUAUGCACAGGCGAGAAGGGUUUCGGUUACAAAGGCUCAACGUUCCACAGAAUCAUUCCUGGCUUCAUGUGCCAGGGUGGCGACUUCACAAAACAUAACGGCACUGGAGGCAAGUCCAUCUAUGGGGAGAAGUUUAAGGAUGAGAAUUUUCAGCUGAAGCACACGGGGCCGGGCAUCCUGUCCAUGGCCAAUGCUGGACCAAGUACAAAUGGUUCCCAGUUCUUCAUAUGCAUCACAGGGAGCAGCUGGUUGGAUGGGAAACAUGUUGUGUUUGGAUCUGUGGUAGAAGGAAUGGAUGUGCUAAAGAAGAUGGGGAGCUGCGGCACCACGAAUGGAACACCAACAGACACUGUUAAAAUCACUGAGUGUGGGCAGUUGUCCUGAAGUAUUUGAAUUUGGAAUUGUACUGUUUAAAUAAAGUGUGAUUGUUUGGAACUCCAAAAAAAAACAAAAAAAAAAAACGCCCGGUGCUACUGGCAGAUCAACUCGGUGAAAGACGCUCUUGGUCGGCCCGAAACUUGAUGAUCUACCAGAUGUCCAGUGUAGACAGGAAAACCUGGAUAAAUGGUCGAUGGACCAGACCUUGAACCGGAAUACGGUCUUUUUGGACCGGACGAUGACAACAUAUUUUGGUCUUGUUCUAUACAGGAACAGUACUGGAUGUCAGUUUUUUCGACAAUUUCUAAAGCACUUAAAAUUAAUUUACAACUUAGCAAAUUAACUGUGCUUUUUGGAAUAAUUCCUCAAAAUAUCCGUGAUAUCUCUAUGUCUGACCAUCAUGUUAUUGCAUUUGUUACAUUGAUAGCUAGGAGGGUCAUUUUGUUGAAGUGGAAGGAUACAUCAGCUCCCACUUUGUCACAAUGGUUCUCUCCAGUGAUGCUAUGUCUUAGUUUAGAGAAAAUUAGAAGUCGAACCUUUGAAACUUUAUUUGAUUUAGAGAAAAAAUGGGGUUCAUUUGCUCGUUAUUAUCAUUUGAGUUAAUUGAUAGAUUUCCUCCAUGAUCUAAUUGUAAAUUUUUGGUAUUUUUUUUUUCUUGCUGGCGGUUUGAUGUUUAUUUUUAGAGGCUUUUUGUAUUACGCAUGGCUCCGGGUUGUACACCUGAUGGGGUUUUAUCCCACUUUUUCUGCUUAGCAGGUUUUUUUAAAAUUAUCAGCAAAAUUUUUCAAUCUUUAAAAUAAUGUUUUUUUUUCCUUUAGACAUUGUAAGUGUUGCUUAAUUUGAUGUACUCGUAUUAUUUUUGAAUAAUAUAAUAAUAAUAAUAAAAAGAUUUGAAAAGAAAAAAAAAAGAAACUGCCGAGAUACAGUCGGCUAUGAACCAAGUGCUGAUAAAUGGGACCAGUGUAGAAUUGAUGAAGUUCCUGUCUCUUUCUACAUUAAUGUUUCCUGCUUAUGGCAGAACUAACCCUCUCACUGUGUCAGAAUCAGUGUUUAAAUCCGUCCCCAAACACUGUGUUUUCACCCCUGCACAUUGUAACUUGAACCAUCUCACUGAGGGUCUGAUGGAGACACAACCCCUGCCCUCUGCACAUGUGAACACAUCUCCCCUGCUUCUGACAUUUCAAAUAACCUCAGAAUUGUUUUCUGAUUCAGUCUGAAGGUUAUGACAAAUUCAGCUCGUCGUCAGACCUGACAAACCAUGUCUUCCCACAACUGGUUCCACCUGUUGGUGUGUCCUCUUUCCUCCAUCUCCAGGGAAACUGAAUCUCCACACAAACCCCUCACUUGAGACGACUGUCUGUACCCGUGACACAGGAAAUCACAUGACUGUCACUCUCCUGAUACCAUCCGGGAAACGGUACUGCAACAUAAAAGCCAGGACCAACAGGCUCCGGGACAGCUUCUUCCACCAGGCCAUCAGAUUGAUGUACCAACGCUGAUCUGAGUGUACUCUAUAUUACAUUGUCUGUUUUAUUUAUUAUAAACUAUUAUAAAUUACUAUGAUUGCACGUUGCACAUUUAGAUGGAGACGUAACGUAACGAUUUUUACUCCUGAUGGAUGUAAGAAAUAAAGUCAAUUCAAUUCAA